AUGGAUGCUACAAAAUUUGUUGCUUUGCUUCUGCAAGGCCUCGUCCUGUUCUCAGUGAAGGUUCAUGAGGAGCUGGAUGAGACCACCUGGCAGCGCAUGCAAGAGCGUGAGAAUGAGAUGGACCAGGAGAUGGUUCGUAUGAUGCAGGAGAUGGAAAGAAGAAGCCAACUGCACUGGAAGCUGGUGUCCAUGCUCCUUCAGCAGUGGCCUGAGGAGCACGGAAUGAUGGCCUGGGGAGCUGUGCUCUUUGCUGCCACUGCUGCAGUCUUUGUCCUCCUCUUUUGGCUUUGCUGCUGGCUGAGGAGAAAGAGCCCUGAUAUAGACUCUGUCUGCAGCAAGGAGUUCUCAUACAUCAGCAUAUAUCAGGAGGAGGAAGAGGAGGAGCAGGAGUUGCAGGACAAGGAGGAGUUGGAGGAGUUGGAGGAGGAAGAGGAUGAAAGCAGUGUAGAAGAUCUGAGAGACAUAGAUCAAGUAGAAAGGGGUCCUGUCGGGCACCUCCAGUGGCCAGUGCAGAAAAUGAUCUCCAGGAGCUGGGUGGUGAAGCAAAUGGUGGAUGACCUCCUGCAAGUCUUGCAAGAGCGUCUGUCAAAGACUUCAUUACCAGUGCUGCAGCCUGCCAUUGGUGUUGGCAGUGCCUUUGAAGGCUGGUGUCCCUAUGAGGAGGACUACAUUGUCUACCACCUCCUUGUGCCCAUGAAGCCACCCCGUGGGCAUGUCUUCUCCCUGGAGCUUGAAACAACACAGACUCCAGCUAAGGACUGCCGCAUCCGUGUGGCUCUGGAAUGCACCUGCACGGCACAAAAAACGCUAUGCACUGUCCACAACACCGAGGAGCAGCUGAACUGCAGAAAGCAGGAGACACUGAGUCUCCUAGACAUCCUCUGCACCCACUCGUACCUAGAUGUGGAGAAAGUUGCCCACUGGUUCCGGGGCUUGAUGAAGGAAGCUUGGGUGGCCUUGCCUCAGGCGCGUGAGUACAAAAUGAAGGCCAUGUGCUUCAGCCAGCGCUCCUGCCUGCUGCAGCUGACAAGUGACAAUGGGAGAAUUCUCAAUCUUCAGAUAAUGUUUGGGGUGCAGCAAGGUGAUACAGAUAUCUUCUUCAGCAGUCAGAUUGCAGAGGACACCUACACCCCAAGCACGGUAUGGAAAGAGAGCUAUGCUGUGGCAGAGAGCAAGUUCUUCAGGCACAUAGCCAGACAGGCCCCACAUAGCAGCUUCCACCUCCAGUGCCUGUAUCUCUGCUCCCACAUCUUGGACAGCACGGACAUCACUCCCUAUAUCUUGAAGACAAGUGUCAUGCACCUCCUCAACACCUCACCUAUGUCAGGCUGGGGGAAAUGGGAUGCCAUCAUCCGUCUGGCACACAUCCUGAGCUUCCUGAACUGUUGCCUGCAACAGAAACAUCUCAACCACUUCUUCUUUGGCAACAGAAACAUGCCCAAGGAGAUCAUCUUGCCCUCACACUUUGAAACAUCCCAGCCACUCAAUCUCUUGCAGCACCUGGUGGAGAAUCCAGCUGCCCAUGCCAGGGCAAUGACACAGUUGGGGCAGCUUCAGGAUGACCUCGCAAAGGGGAUGUACUAUGGGUACAUAAAGAGGCAGUCACGCUGAGAGCUGUGCCGCCACAGAUGCGUGUCACCCACGGGACAGUGACUGCCCUUGGUGCUGCCAGAGUACCCAUUUCUUCUGGCAUCUUUCCUCUGUACAAAUGCUGUGCUUGAGUGCAUGCUGCUUCUCUGUCUGUGCUUUGCUGUGUUGGGAAAGGUGGGCACAGGGUGCUGACUGCUCAGCUCCCACUGAGUCACAAUGAGCACCCUGGCAGCUGAGCUGAUGUGGCAGAGGCCCUCCAUGGUGCCGCUGGACCCCUGCAAAUGCAUGAGAAUAUAUAGGAAGAUUCCCUGGGGAGCUGCACCUGGACAACUGUCUAAGACUGGGACUAAAACAAUUGUAUAAAACUACCUGAGCAAUGCCUGCUAAGUAGAACAACUCCUGCAGAACAACUUCAGGAAGAACAACUCCAGAAGAAGGAGGACUGACCAACUCCACGGAAGAACAUCCCUGGACCACACAGAUGCUGAGAAGCAGUUGGAUGCUGAAAACUCCUUCUCACUUUCUAAUGCCCCCUCACCCUGUCUCCACCUGAUGGUGAUAUAAUCCCUGCUCUUUUCCUUCCCUGCUUUUCUCUUUUUCUCCAUUGCUCCCUCUCUCUCCCAUUCCCUCUCUCUGUUUUGUUCAAUGUUUAUGGUUUAAUAAAUAG
Molecule: messenger RNA, 2257 nt
Organism: Pogoniulus pusillus (Red-fronted tinkerbird)
Lineage: Eukaryota; Metazoa; Chordata; Aves; Piciformes; Lybiidae
Product: inositol 1,4,5-trisphosphate receptor-interacting protein-like 1
Exons: 1
Coding region: 1-1611 (536 amino acids)
Cellular component (GO): membrane
Source: RefSeq, a predicted model, not a curated record